AUGUCCGGCAGGCCGAAACGCAGGGGCCGUCCUCCGAAAACUCCGGGAUCGGACAAGCCCAAGUUUCAGAUGCACUUGCUGAAAAAACCCAAGUACCUGCAGAACCUCGAGACUGAGGACGUUGUUGUCCAAUCACCUCCCGCACCUGGACGGUCUGUGGCUUCGAGACGUAGCGCCUCGGCGUCUGUCGCAGCUCGCGCCGCAGUAGUUGUCGAAACUCCAUCGCGCAACACACGACGGUCCAACCAGAAGCCCAAGACACCCAAGACACCCAAGACGCCAGCCGUGCCAAAAGGCAGGGCACCGCGUCCGUCGACCAGCAAAAAGAAGAAUACUAAAAAGUCCACUGUUGACAAAAGUCACGAUUACCAUUAUGGUUCUGACUUUGAUGAGUCCGAAAAGAGUGAAGACCCGUCCGAGAGUGAACAGUCUGACACUAAUGUUGAAGACGCUGUUGAUGAUGUUAGUGACAGUGAUUUCUCCGUCUCUGGCUUUUCUGUUGCCAGCCGUGCACGUAAAAGCAAUGUCUCCUACAUCAGGAACCCCAGUCCCGAGCCGCUGUGGCUCAGGGGUGAAGAAAUACCCAAAUUGGAGUUACCCAAAUCCUCAGAAGAUCUCCUAGUGCCUACUGAACACAUCAUGCAAGCUUUGAGUGUCUAUGAAGUGUUGAGACGGUUCAAAAGCCAGGUGCGGUUGUCACCGUUUCGAUUUGAAGAUUUUUGUGCAGCUCUUGUUUAUGAAGAGCAAAGCUACCUGUUGGCAGAAGUUCAUAUAAUGCUGUUGAAAGCAAUAUUACGUGAAGAAGACUUACAACAGACUCAUUAUGGUGCUGUUGAUCAAAAAGAUAGUAUCAAUAGCGUAUUAUAUUUUAUGGAUACUUUUACGUGGCCUGAAGUAUUACGAGAAUAUAUUGAGUCUGAUAAAUCAUUUGAUCCACAAGUUCUAAAAGUAUUUAAUAAUGGUGAUGAAUAUCCAUUUACGAACAUCAAAAAUAGAUUAUCUGUACUGCAAUUUUUAACUGACCAAUUUUUAACCUCUACUCUUAUUCGAGAAGAUUUUAUUCAUGAAGGCCACAGUUUUCAAUAUGAUGAUCAUUGUCGAGUGUGCCAUAAAGUGGGAGACCUUUUAUGUUGUGAGACAUGUCCUGCUGUGUUUCAUUUAGAAUGUGCUGAGCCUCCUUUACAUGAUGUUCCUACAGAAGAUUGGCAGUGUAAUUUAUGCAAAGAGCAUAAAGUCAUUGGAGUAUCUGAUUGUAUACCUGACGAUGAGAAAUCUGGUUUAUCAUCCCGUCAGGACCACUUAGCUUAUGAUCGACAUGGUCGUAAAUAUUGGUUUCUAGUUAGACGAAUUUUCAUUGAAAAUGAAGAGACUGGAGAAUGUUGGUAUUAUUCAACUGAAGAGCAGCUAGGCUUAUUAUUAGACUCUUUGGAUCGUGAAAUGGAAUCUGUUCUUUUCAACGAAAUAGAAAAAGUGAAAGAGGAAAUUAAUCGACAAAUGAAAAUAACUAUGGACCUCACCUUACAGUAUCGACCAUCAAAUAGGAAAACAUUUCUGGAUGUAGAAAACAGUUAUAUAAUAGGCAUGAGGGAAGAAAUGCAAAAGAAAAAAGAUACAGAAAUAAGUAAGAAUGAUAGUAACAGUGAAGAAAGUACCGAAAAUGUGAAGAGCGAUAAUGAGUCUAACAAUGAUAGUAAACAAGAACAGUCAAAUGAUGUAUCUGUAGACAAAAAUGAAAAUGAAGGUGGUAAUGGCGACUUGAAAAAUGAUGACAGUCUAAUGGAUGUUGAUGAUAGUGAACAUAAUCAUAGUUUAAGGAGCACUCGUAACAGAUCAUUACGCCUAAAACCAGCACUACGCCAAACGCCAGAACAGACAAAAAAACCGCCUGUUGUUGAAAAACCUUCUCCAGCUCACUCGUAUUUAGACAACUUAGGUGCAAGGGUAACUCGAUUUAAAGCUCAACAUAUAGCAGCUGGUACCUAUUUGUACAAACUUGGCAUGGAUAAUAGCUUUAAGACAUAUGUAAAUCAAUACAGUUCAAAUCCAACUGCAUUAAAUAAGAUUCAAAAGAAUGAAGAACGUGACAAAAAGCGAUAUAUGUCCCACAAGUUUUCACUUACAGGACCUGGUGAAUACAAGUGGUGUGGACAAAUAUUUGGCUCUCGGUCAACACUGAUAAGUACUGUCAAACAAACUAUUAUUUCAUUAGACAACUUGUUACCAUCAUCAUUGAUGCAUAUCAAUUGGUCAGUGUUGCGUAAACCUUGGCUAAAUCAAGUUAACUCGUGUUCUACUCCCAAGGAUUUUGCAAGAGUUAUGGUUGUUUUGAUGUCUUGCAUUAAACCAGUUGUUUAUGCACCCGUUUGGCACGAACAACUUGGGCAUGUAAAACUUUAUCGUAUCACUCAUGCCGAACGGGAAGAAAAGAAAAAAACUGACAAAAAAGAUAAAAAGGAUAAAGAUGCAGAAGAAGAUGAGCGUAAUAAAUUAACCAUACAUUUUGUUAAGUACACUCUAGGCUUAAAACAUCAAGUUCACAAACAAAAAGGAGAAGAAUAUAGAAUUCAUGGUCAAUGGGGAUGGCAGUGGUUAUCCAAAACAAGAGACUAUAAAUUGGCUGAUUCUUCAAAACAAGGCUUAGCAGCUGGACCUGCCAAAAGAAUUUUUCAAGGCAAAGAUGAUAAAGGAGUGCGAACAUUUUCUAUCGCCGAAACACUUUACGACUCUAUGAUAUUAAAAGAAUGUACAUUUGACUCAGAAGCGUCAAGUGAAAUUCUUGAUGACCAAAGUGUCAUACAUUUAGAUAGUGUUUCAGACAUAGAUUUUAUAAAUAUGAAAAUCCUUUCACCCAUUGACAAACUUGAUGAAAACAUUGAUAUUAGUAGUACACUAUGUUCUUCCAGCCGUAUAAUGUAUCCUAAACUUGCCAAAAAAUGUAAAACUGAUAUGUUAUUGCCAAGAAGAAUGCAAUUGAAAUUAGGUGAAGAAAGAUCAUUAGUGACCAAAAAUGCCAGCACCCCAAAACCAGUUCCAGAAGCUGUAGAUAUUACACCUCCGAGUGCUUCUCCUCAAGCUUCGUCAGAAGCUAUCACCAAAAUGAGAGAAAAGUCCUACAUGUUGAAUACUUUACAAAAACGUGUAAUUCAACUCAAACAGCAUUAUUUAUCAUUUAAUACUAUGUCUGAACACAUGAUAUGCUAUAAUAGUAGCUGCCGUGCAGCUAACAAAUCUAGUAUGACUGCCUCAUGUUAUAGUCCACUUUGCAUCAGACAUGUGGAUGUACGAAAUGAACUUCUAUCAUUACUACGAAAAAUGAACAUUUUGAAAUCAGAACUAAUCGAAUUAAAAGCAUCAUUGCCUAAAGACCAGAGUGUAUUGAAUAUAAAGACUGAUAAUACUUCAGUUGGACCAGUUCAAAUUAAAACUGAAGUUAAAAAAGAAGAAAAUGUUGUAGUUAAAAGUGAACAGGUGGUUCAAGUAAAUGAUGUUAAAACCGAGAGUAUCACCAAGCAAAAAGAUAUAAAAACCGAAAAUGAAGAUGAACAAAAUGUGAAAGUUGAUGUCACCAGCUGCAGUCCUACUACUGGAUUAAGUGUAUUGAAGCCGGCUAGAAAAAGAGGUGGUGCUAAACGAGAAGGUGUUUUAGUAGAUUGUAUAGAUGACGGACGUGUUUAUUCUACGGAUGAUACCCGUAAAAAGAUAUAUUUGAAAAAGCCUGUGAGUAAUAAUGUUCCUGUUAAAAAGAAAGCAGAGAAAAUUAAGUAUCCUCCUACUUCACGGUUUUAUACACGUAGUAAACGUUGCAGUUUAUUAGUAUUACCAAAACACGAGCUUCGAAAAUUAGCUAGACACGGUGGACAUGAUUUUGUUAAUGGUUUCAAUCCAAAUGGCAAGACCAAUAAUGCAAUAUGGCCAUAUCCUUGCCCAAGACCAUAUUUUAAGACAUGCUGGCUUUAUAGAACAAUAAUGUUUAACACCAUAUCAGCUGCUGCAUUACAAUUAAGAAUCUUAUGGGCGUGCCUGAAAUGGGAUGAAUUAACUGCUAAGACUGCUCAUUUAGCUAGUAAACGAGAAGUUACAACUGAAACUGAAUUAGUUACUACAGAAACUUUAGAGUGUCGUACUUCGGGCCAAUUCAAUGAACACACUGAAUAUUUAAUACGCAGAGUUGUAAUACCAUUAGAUAUACCAAAACAAGUCAGGGAGGUGACACCUAUACGAAGUGGUUUAAGAAAACGUAAAAGAGAGGAAGCUCCGAGAAAUACCGCACCACAGGUAUCUGAAGUGUGGGUUGAUGAAAGUAAAUUAGAGCUGGUAGAAAUCAAGCAAUUCCAUGAAAGAGUGGAACGUGAAAUGCAAAUGCAACAAGCCAUGAAAACACGUGCGUCUUCAGCCUUUGCUAAUAAAUUAUUGCAUAAUGAUUCUUCUCAUAAUCGAAAUAUAAACGAUAAGCUCCGUACAUCACAAAACUCGGAUAAAACGGAACACAUCAAAGAGCAAUUAGAACAGUCUCUUAGAGCACAAAGAGUAGCUUAUAAAAGAACAUCAGUAAACAAUGAUAACAACUCUUCAAAUAAGAAAUUGUGUAUGGACGUAUCCAACUCACAAAGUCCAGUGACUAGUAGUUCAACGCAACGUUUGAAACUUGUACCUGGUGAAGGUGGAAGAUUAAGGCUGAUGCCUAAUAAUAAACCUUUGGCUCAAAAUUCUCCCUUACUUCAAUCUUCCACACGAGUUGCUGCCAAACCUCCUACUACUACUUCUACCACUCCAUCAACUCGUCGUAUAUUCAUGACUAAAUGUCCAGACGGUAAAACCAGACUUGUGACUACACCAAAGUCAAUUAUCAAUGAUUCUAAUGUGAUGAAUCAAAACUCAAUAAAGAUUCAGUCAACUAAUUCCCAAAUAGUCACUUCAAAUAAUGUUACACAACAAAAAUUGCAAUGUAUUAAAGGAGAAGAUGGAAAAUUACAAUUCAAAGGUCUUUUACCAGGACAACAACUUAUUCAAUUACCCGAUGGUAAAUUGCAUGUGACCAGCUAUAUAAAUCCUAGCCCAUCUCGAACUGUUCAAAUAGGAAAAAAUACAAUAUUGGCAAAUAAUAAUAAUUUUCAAAAAGCUGGCACUCAAACAAUUAUUUUGAACCGAGGAUCACAACCUAUUCAACAAGUUAUGAAACCUCAAACAUCUCAAAUGGUAGUUUCUGGUGGACAGUUAGUAAAUGUUUCACAAGGUCAACAAAUGAUUGUGCAGCAUAUUAAUCCAAAUAAAGCGACUAUAGCCACUAUUAAUGGCCAGCAAGUUUUAAUACGGCCCAAUACUGUUUCCUCUGCCAACAUACUAAGUAGCGGUGGCCAGACUAUUAAGUUUGUUCGACCUCCACAAACUGUACAAAAAAUUCAUCAAUCUGUACCUCCACUAUCACCUCGAGUUACUCCAACAACUAGAAUUGUUCAAGAUCAACACAGGCCAGUACUUCCACAGGCUGCACCCACACCAUUAGUUGAUGAACAAGAAAAAUUACUAUUAGCUAAUCAGCCACCUGGCACAGUAAUAAAAUGUAUCACAGCUCAAGUAAUCCAAAGUCCUACGCAUGGUAAUAAAAUAGUGUUACAAGGUUUGCAAGGUAACGAUUUCACGCCCCAGCAAUUGCAACUUGUACAGCAACAAGUCAAACAACAACUCUUAAAAGCUCAAGAAUCCAGUGGUACUCAAGGAGUCUUAGGCCCUACAAAGAUUUACCUAGCUGUUCAACCACCAGAUUCCCCACUGCCUACUGUUCAGAAACCUGGAAUUGUUGCACCCAUCACAGCUCAACCUACGGUUAAACCAAUAGAACCUACCCCUAAGCCAUCAGUUCCUGUUCCAAACAAUAUCCCAGAAAUCUUAACUCAGAUUAAAACUGAACCACCAUCAAAGUCUCCUGUGAAUAAAAUUCCGGCAAUUAAAGAAGAACCGAUUGAUUCCCCCAACUCAUUUGUUGUGACUCCAAACUACAUUAGUCAAUCAAUUAAAAAUGUUUUGAAAAAUGAAGAUUUAAACCCAGAAACACAAGAAAAACUAUUACAAUUGCAAAAAUAUCAAGAACAACAGUUGCGUGAUCCAGUACCGCAGACAUCAGUUCCUGCAUCUCCUGCUAGAAAACGACCUUAUGAAACUGAUAAUUUGGCAGAAUUUGAACCUCUUAAAAAGUCAACUGAACGUGAUAAUUCUGGGUCGUUGGUAUCUCCUGAACAAUCAAAACUAUAUCAGACACUAAAACAAGGCGAUGAUCAUCGUAAAAUUCAACAACUUCAAUCAAAACUGCAGAAUGAAAUAGCUGCUAACGUGACUGUUUCAUCAGCUGAUUCUACGACCACUUCCAAUAAUGUGACUGAAAAGUCUAUUCCUGUAACACCAGCUCCUGUGCAAGUAACUCCCCCUCCCCAAGGUAGCAGUAAGCGUAAACACGCUUCAGGUCCACCAACCACCAUACAAACUACACCACAUGCCAAUAGUAAUUCCAAAACUAGUAAUUCUGGACCCGGUAGACGACGACCAAUGAAGAUUUCCCCUCCGGCACCGAACCGAAAUCAUUCACGGCCAUCGCCAUUACCACCAGCCAAGAAAUCUAGCCCAAAAAAGAGUAAAAAAGAAAAAAUUAUGUGUCUUUGUCGAACACCCUAUGACAGUUCAAAGUUUUAUGUUGGAUGUGAUAUGUGUCACAACUGGUUCCAUGGUUCUUGUGUCGGCAUUACUGUGCAAAUGUCUAAAAGAAUUUCCGAAUGGUUUUGUCCCGAGUGCAAGCGGUCAAAGGAUCCUGAAGUUCUCUAUUGUAUAUGUAGAAAACCAUAUGAUGAUCAACAAUUUUAUAUUUGUUGUGAUAAAUGCCAGGACUGGUUCCACGGCAGCUGUGUUGGUGUAUUACAGUGUGAAGGUGAUAAAAUGGAUGAUUACAAUUGUCCUAGGUGUAUGUCCAACUCUGAAAUCAAUUUUGCCAAUUUGAAUCCAUUGAACCAACAAGACAACGAUGACUUAUUGAAACUCGUCAAACAAAUACAUUCACAUAAAAGUGCAUGGCCUUUCAUGGAGCCAGUCGAUCCUCAUGAAGCUCCUGAUUAUUACAAUGUUGUUAAGGAGCCUAUGGACUUGAACUGCAUUGGAAAAAAUGUGACCGAUAAGAAGUAUAAGAAUCUCACAGAAUUCAUUCGUGACAUGAUCAAGGUAUUCGACAACUGUAGAUAUUAUAAUUCACGUGAAUCGCAAUUCUACAAGUGUGCCGAAAUCCUAGAGCAGUUCUUUGUGUCAAAAUUGAAAAAUUUAAGGGACAAAUUUUGUGAACAAUACAUGGAAGUCUAA
Molecule: messenger RNA, 7338 nt
Organism: Macrosiphum euphorbiae (potato aphid)
Lineage: Eukaryota; Metazoa; Arthropoda; Insecta; Hemiptera; Aphididae
Source: the annotation of a GenBank genome assembly